UUGCCAAUUAUAAUUCCCUCAUAUGGCAGCUUCUGCACUUCGCUGUGGAUGCGACGGGAAAGCAGAAGCCCAAUAGUCCUGCUGACUCUCUCUCUCUCUCUCUCUCUGAUCACGCGUGAGAUAUUUCUUUUGGGCGUCUUGCAACCAUUUUUAAAGCCCGCAGCCCGCAAACAGACCUCUGAACACGGUCAAGGAGGGGAAAACUGAGAAGAUGAAGGGUAUCUUGAUCACUAUCGCCACACUGUUUUUGUUCUGCUGUCUUGGAGGUGCCUUAAAGUGUUAUAAUUGUGAUCCUGGUUCAUGCAGAACUGAAGAGGAGUGCUCACCUGACAAGGAUGCUUGCUUAAUCGUCAGGUUUGGUGGAAGAAAUGUCUCCAAGUGCUGGAAAUAUUCCCGAUGCACUAAUGAAUACAUUUCCAUAGACUUUACUCUCAACAACUUUAGAUUUCAUUGCUGUCAGAAAGACUUGUGUAAUAGCAGCCCCAAAACAACAUGUAGUGAGAUAGUUCUUGGUUUAGUUUCUCUGGUUGUAAUCUGGAUGCUUCGGAGCAGAAGAGGCUUCUAAAAACAGGCUUGAUUAGUCUUUGAAGUGCUUUUUAAUUCAGGGAAACAUUUGUAACCAGUCUGCUCUCUGAAUUUCACCUUUGCAAAGUAGAAUGCUGCUUUUAACUAAAAUGUCUCACGGAGGUAAAUGAUCAUGAGAUGAGUAAAAUGUUUUGGGAAAGCUUUUGAAUCUCUCAGCGCUGCUGAAUUCCAUGCAUAUCCAUUUGUAAGAAUUUAUUACAGUAUAGUGGCUACUUUACAUUUGGAUCUUUUUCAGUUAAAAAAUAAAUCAAUCCCCACUGCAUGGUCUGUCGUGGAACCCAAUCCGCCGGGGUAGGGUCAAAUGCAUGAUCAUGAGGACUAUCCUCAGAGGAUUGGCAGAAGAUCUGAAGGGGGCUCUUUCUGCAAGUUGUCCUGAUGUUUAUUGUAUUGGAAAUCAGUUAUUCAACAACACUGAAAUAAACUUGUAAUAAAAAAUGCUGAUAAGUCUG
Messenger RNA from Hemicordylus capensis (graceful crag lizard), 1034 nucleotides. RefSeq names its product CD59 glycoprotein-like. Bases 212 to 565 code for a protein of 117 amino acids. NCBI's taxonomy places the organism in Eukaryota, Metazoa, Chordata, Lepidosauria, Squamata, Cordylidae. The record is from RefSeq and is a predicted model, not a curated record. The transcript is spliced from 4 exons.